Leguminivora glycinivorella is the source of this 650-nucleotide messenger RNA. RefSeq lists its product as uncharacterized. Gene Ontology annotation, molecular function: zinc ion binding; nucleic acid binding. Lineage: Eukaryota; Metazoa; Arthropoda; Insecta; Lepidoptera; Tortricidae. The coding region runs from base 128 to 625 and encodes 165 amino acids. The record is from RefSeq and is a predicted model, not a curated record. The transcript is spliced from 2 exons.
CACUCUGAACACCAUAGAGAAGCACCUGAGGGUAUUGGAGGCUCUAGGGGAGAAAGUUGAUGCUAGUCACCUUAGAGUUAUUAUACUUAAUAAAUUUCCAUCUAAAGUAGUAUAUCAAGUGCGACUGAUGGCGAUUGAUGAUUCAUUUUCUGCAAUCCGAAAAGCUUUAGAUGCUGUAAUAACAGCAAUGGAAAGUUCGAAGAGUUUGGUCGUUUUAAAUCCAGAGAGUUCUGUUAUUCCUGUGAAGUCCAGCAUGAUGGAGCUUCAACAUGAUGCUUCAACAGCGACGUUGCAAAUUGCUACGAGAAAACGAAGAUGGCAACAAAAGAGGGAAGCUGUCUCAAAUCAAAAUAGGAAACGCAUGAAGAAAACAUGUAUAUUUUGUAACGGGGAGCACUAUAGUGAAGAUUGCACCAAAUUCAACACCUAUAAGGAAAGGAUCGGGAAACUGCAAGACAGGUGCUACGUUUGCCUUCAAAUAGGGCAUCGUGCCUCCAGAUGUACCAGGAGGAGGAAGUGUGUGCAUUGCUCAAAGAUGCACAAUAGAGCAUUGUGUCGACAAAAGGUGCAGCGGGACAGCUGUAACCCAAGUAAGGACAGCGGAGGGGAGAAGUCUACACAUUAGACUUUUACUUGAUUCGGGAAGCCAA